CGUGACUUGCACGCACAGUACGACGGUCAGUGCAGUGAUUGUCAGAAAAAGAAAGAAAAAAAAAGGUGCAGUGGCUGUCAGGUGAUUAACUUUACUGCCAGAGCUCAUUAAACACUUUUAGCAAACGAGAGAGAAGUGUUGUUGUUGUUGUGUAUGCAGAGAUGUCUCGAAGCAUAAAAAAGCUCACUGGGCUCGUGGCAGCUACAUUCACACCACUCACUGCAGAAGGGGAGAUCAAUCUCUCUGUAAUUGGACCAUACAUUGAUUACCUAAUAGAGAAGCAGAAUGUCAAGAGUGUGUUCAUUAAUGGCACAACAGGUGAGGGCUGUUCUCUAACCGUGGACGAAAGGAAGCAGCUUGCUGCAGCGUGGUGCCAACAUGGAAAGGACAAGCUUGAGCAAGUGAUUGUUCAUGUUGGCUGCAUGAGUAUAAAAGACUCUCAAGAACUGGCUCAGCAUGCUGCCAGUAUAGGGGCCGAUGGCAUAGCAGUAAUCUCUCCUUCAUAUUUCAAACCCGUUAAUGCAGAUGCAUUGAGGUUGUUUAUAAAGGAAGUGAGCACCUUUGCUCCAGAUCUUCCGAUGUAUUAUUAUCAUAUUCCAAGCAUGACUGGUGUUGCAUUCGAUGCGGCUGAUGUGCUAAAUGGGAUAGAGCAGGUGAUCCCCUCAUUUCAGGGAGUGAAAUACACUGGGACAGACCUGAGGGAUCUCGGGCAGUGUGUCUGUUACAGUCAGUCCCAUAACUGGUCCGUCCUGUUCGGAGUAGAUGAGCAACUCUUGGGAGCUUUGGUAUUAGGUGUUCAUGGAGCAGUUGGGAGCACAUAUAACUACCUCGGAUGCAUCGUGAACAAGAUGCUUGUUGCUUUUGAUAAUGGCAACCACAUGCAGACCAGAGCCCUGCAGUUUGAAUUUAUGGAAGUUAUCACAUUUGCUAAGAACCUUGGUUUUGAUGUGUCCGUGAAUAAGCAGGUGAUGAGUGAAGUGUCAGGGUUAGCAAUGGGUCCCCCUCGACUUCCGCUGCUGCCAUGUCCUGUCUCAAAGGCCCAGGCUAUAGCACUGAAAAUCAAGGACUUCUCUCAGGGACAUUAAAAUGAAAGAAAUUUUAUUGAACCUACCAGGAACUCCAAACAAAUCAUUUUUGUUAGCAAGCUGUAAACUGUACCACAUUUUUUUUUACACUACAGUAUACUGAUCUACUUUAUAUUGCAUGUUUUUUUUUUGUGUGUUUU
This is a messenger RNA of Cyprinus carpio (common carp), 1225 nucleotides long. RefSeq names its product N-acetylneuraminate lyase (gene npl). Lineage: Eukaryota; Metazoa; Chordata; Actinopteri; Cypriniformes; Cyprinidae. The record is from RefSeq and is a predicted model, not a curated record. Gene Ontology annotation, biological process: N-acetylneuraminate catabolic process. Gene Ontology annotation, molecular function: N-acetylneuraminate lyase activity; 4-hydroxy-tetrahydrodipicolinate synthase activity.